This is a messenger RNA of Blepharisma stoltei, 276 nucleotides long. The record is from the annotation of a GenBank genome assembly. NCBI's taxonomy places the organism in Eukaryota, Ciliophora, Heterotrichea, Heterotrichida, Blepharismidae.
AUGGCUUCUAUUGACGAAAUUCUAGCUGACGAACAAAAACUCGCAGAGGUGACUAAAGCAGUCUUUGACCAAGUUGAUGCUGAUCAAUCUGGCCAAAUCGAUAGAAGAGAGCUCAAACUCGCCAUGGCUCAAGUUGCCCGUGAAGCUAACAUUGAAGCACCAAGUGACCAAUCAGUUGACCAAGCCCUGAAAGUUUUAGAUGCUGAUGGAAGUGGAACUAUUGAUGUCAAUGAAUUCAAAGUACUCAUUAGACAACUUUUAGAAGCUUUAAGAUAA